Messenger RNA from Aaosphaeria arxii CBS 175.79, 2380 nucleotides. Its product is annotated as isocitrate lyase and phosphorylmutase. Bases 283 to 2085 code for a protein of 600 amino acids. NCBI's taxonomy places the organism in Eukaryota, Fungi, Ascomycota, Dothideomycetes, Pleosporales. Gene Ontology annotation, cellular component: mitochondrial matrix. The record is from RefSeq and is a predicted model, not a curated record. The transcript is spliced from 5 exons. Gene Ontology annotation, molecular function: methylisocitrate lyase activity; isocitrate lyase activity.
UUUUUUUUUCUCUGCUUCCUGUCUUCGGUCGUUCGGCUGUGAAACAAAAAACCAAUUCCCACUGUAGCGUAGAACGGGUGGCAAAGCUCAAGAUUGACUUCCCUCUGUUUCUACAACUCACUACUACUCGUUACUGUAGUCCUAUACACAUAUUACUCGGUAACUGCUAACGCUUACCAACGCUCCCCGCUAGUACUGCUCUUGCAUCCAGCAGCAGUAUAUCCUGGAGCAGUACCUACCACUUCAAACAUCCUUCAUCUCUCGCUCACACCACAUAACGAAAUGCUACGAACAGUCUCGCGCUCCGUCGUGCGCCAGAGUCGAUCUCUGAGAAUAUCAGCUCAAGCACCAAAGCUCCUCCGACCGCUCUCUACCACUUCGUGUCGCAUGUCGAGCUCAACACUCAAACCCGUAGAUCCUCCCGUCUCCGCCGCUCUCCCCGGUGACUCGUUCCAACUCCUCCCAGAAGCCUCCAAGGCUGGACAGGCAGAAGAUGCCCUCUUCGAGGAGCAGGUACAGCAAGUGAAGGAUUGGUGGGCUUCGCCUCGGUACAAGGAUAUUAAAAGGCCAUACUCUCCAGAGGAUGUUGUUAGCAAGCGCGGAGCUCUUCAGCAAACAUACCCGAGCUCAUUGAUGGCCCGGAAACUCUUCAAUCUUCUCGAGGAGCGCGCAUCCAAGGGCGAGCCAGUACAUACCAUGGGUGCAAUUGACCCCGUACAAAUGACACAACAAGCUCCAAAUCAGGAAGUUCUCUAUAUUUCUGGAUGGGCAUGCUCAUCAGUUUUGACCACCACAAACGAAGUCUCCGCCGACUUUGGUGACUACCCCUACAACACGGUGCCAAACCAAGUGCAGCGUCUCUUCAAGGCACAACAAUUGCACGAUCGCAAGAACUGGGAUAACCGAAGGAAGUUGAGUGCGGAGGAACGUGCGAAAACCCCAUACUUGGAUUACAUGCGACCUAUCAUUGCUGAUGGUGACACUGGGCACGGUGGUCUUUCCGCUGUUAUCAAAUUGGCGAAGCUCUUCGCCGAGAAUGGUGCGGCUGCAGUGCACUUCGAGGACCAACUGCACGGUGGCAAGAAGUGCGGACAUCUUGCAGGAAAAGUCUUGGUACCAGUCGGCGAUCACAUCAACCGUCUCGUCGCUGCAAGAUUUCAGUGGGACGUGAUGGGCUGUGAAAAUUUGGUUAUUGCUCGCACUGACUCUGAGAGUGGCAAGCUCAUAAGCAGUGCUGUUGACGUUCGGGAUCAUGAAUUCAUCAAGGGCGUUACGGAAGAGUCUGAGCCGCUCGCAGAGACACUGCAGAAUAUGGAGGCAGCAGGCGCCCCAGGCAAAGAGAUUGACCAAUACGAAGCCGCAUGGGUCAAGAAGCACAAACUCGUCACUUUUGAUGAAGCCGUGGUCCAACAUCUCAAGAAAGAAGGCGCAUCACAGUCGACCAUCGAAUCGUACCUCAAGGAAUCUGCAGAGAACCCGAACUUCUCGCUGCUCAAGCGCCGCCAGACUGCUGCGAAAUACACCAAGUCGCCUGUCUACUUCAACUGGGACAUUCCAAGAACUCGCGAGGGGUUCUACCAUUACAAUGCCGGUAUUGCAGCAGCCACGAAGCGUGCGAAAGAAUUCGCUCCUUUCGCCGAUCUGCUGUGGGUUGAGACUGCGGAUCCCAACGUCGAGAAGGCAGCUAGCUUUGCUGGCGAAAUCAGGAAGGUUCAACCUAACAAGAAAUUCGUCUACAACUUGAGCCCAAGCUUCAACUGGAUGGGACAGGGCUUUUCUGAAGAGUCUUUGAAGAACUUUGUCUGGGAUCUGGCGAAACAUGGAUUCGUACUCCAACUCAUUUCGCUCGCCGGACUUCAUUCAACAGCUACUAUCACUUGCGAAUUAUCCCGCGCCUUCAAGGACCAAGGCAUGCUCGCCUACGUGAACCUUGUGCAGGCUCGCGAGAAGGAAAUCGGAUGUGACGUGCUCACUCACCAGAAAUGGAGUGGAGCAGGCUAUAUUGAUGGUAUCCUCGGAUCGAUACAGAGCGGUAGCUCCGGCAGCAAGAGUAUGGGCGAGGGAAAUACUGAAGCAGGCUUCUAGAAUUCAUACCUAAAUAGACCCAUAAAAUGGAGUUGUUUGUAUAUACCUUUAGCUCUCUAGAUACUUGUUGAAAGGAAUCAGACACCUUAGUUUAUUCAAUGAUGGCAUCUACCUGCAAUGUAUGACAUUUCAGAAAUGAUUUAUUUACUUGUCCAAGCCUACUACAAUACACUGGCGGACUUCAAGAAUCAUUUUGCGAUGCUGUGGAUACAGGUAUUUUUGGUAUGGAGACAGAACGGGGUAACUGGAGACCGACAAGGCUGGCACUAAGGAAUGAAUAGUAAUCUGUUCUGCC